This is a messenger RNA of Klebsormidium nitens, 2986 nucleotides long. The record is from the annotation of a GenBank genome assembly. Lineage: Eukaryota; Viridiplantae; Streptophyta; Klebsormidiophyceae; Klebsormidiales; Klebsormidiaceae.
AAUUAGAGCAACACAAAACUUUGAAGUUUUGAGAGCGCCUCACGAGUAGUACCAGAGACCUAGUAGUACCAGAGACCUGCUUAGCCCGGGAGCUCUAGCUGGCUGGAUCCUUGCAUUAGUGCUGGCAGCGAUCCACGCGUUGCAAUCUGUAUCUCGAAAGUCAGGGAUCUGGAGUCGCUUGGCCGAGACGAGCCUGGCUAGGCAGUUGGAAUCAGAACUCAACCACACGGCCGUGAUUCUGUUUACCUUGUCACGUGGUGGCGGGCUAUGGGAGCAUAUGAGAUCGAGCAGCGAGCAUGAGCAAAUUGCCAGUUAUUCUGUUCGGUGACUUCACUUUGGAUGAGGCUACCCGCUUUCAGCAGCUCGACUUAAGCCCGAAGGUAGAGGGCCAAAAAAAGCUCGAGCAGCCCUCAGACAAUGUCCCCCCCCAGGUCCGCUUUGGCAGCGUAGACCCCACGGUUCACAUCUCGCACUCCCCUCCACCCAUUCCACCGGUAGCGCCGGGCCAUCCACCCUACCCCCACCACAUCCCACCAUACAUUCCAGGGAAUCCACCCCCGCCCUUCCUUCAGAAUCUCCCUCCACACUUUGCGCCCCAGCGCCCAUACUAUCCGGCCCCUUAUUACAACAGCUUUGGCACAUUUGCUCAUGCUGGGCCUCCUCUGCCGUUCAACCCCGAGUAUCCCGAGUACCUGUAUGGCCGCCCAAUCCUUGCCCCUCAUCCCUAUCAUGGCCCUGUAGAUCCCUCGCAAACGCUUGGCCUCUCCUCAGCGCCUCUAGGGGUUCUGCCACCAGCGUCAGCAGCAUGGAGGCCGCACCCUCUUCCGAGCCCCCCACUGCAACCCAACCGCCCCCCGCACCCCUCUCCCGGUCUGUCAGAGUUCCCAGCUGCACACCAACCCCCAUGGACUCCCCCCCAACCGCAUCACCCGGUCGCAGGGUCAGCCUUCACUCCUGAGCGUCCUUUGUCAUCAGGAGGGGAUCAGGCUGUAGCGCCCAGCGAGAUAGUAAUGCAAUUGGAGGAGCCGCUGGGGAGCGGGGCGAGUGAGCUCGAGGAGCAGGCAGGCAGCACGGAGGAGGUGGAGGAGGGGCAGCAGCAGCAUCGAGAUGCUCUGCAGGCACAUGGGGAGAGCGAGAGGCAGCCUGAAGCGGAGCCUGCCUUGGCUGAUGGCCAACACGCAGCCUCCCUGCAGGAGGACGCGCCGCAGGACCAGCCGUCGGCUAACGUGGACGAAGAGCCCGGGGCUCCCACCGGGUGGGGCGCGCCGCCUAGUAGCAUGCAAGAGGCAGCCGUAGUGUCUGGGAGUGCAGCAGAGCCUUCGGACGAUGCAUCGGCGGCCAGCAGUAAGGAGGAGGUGCCGGCUGCUGCGGAGGCAGCGGCAGCGACGGGCAAGCCCAAGUCGUGGGCCGCGCUGGUGGGCAAGGCAGCAGGGCAAGGAGGCUGGGCGCAGCCGCCAGUGCAGGCACCCCCCACGCGAAGUAACCACAGCGGACCCAAUGCGCAGGGAAGAGCGCCGCCGGUGAGAGGAGGAGAGAAGCCGCAGCUGUCAGGUUCUGGAUGGAUCCGGCAGCUGCGCGAGGCGACACCCCUGCGGUUGCGGCCAAGGGGACUGGUGAACACGGGCAACUCGUGCUUUCUCAACUCCACACUGCAGGCGCUCUUUGCGUGCCCGCCUUUCCUACUGCUCGUCAACCAGCUGAAAACUGCCCCCCUAAACUCGGAUGAGUACCCCAUGCUGUGGGCCCUCGUCACAUACCUCGGGCAGUUUGACACCCGCUCUGGCUCCCCGCCUGUUGCUCCCUCCCGAACCGGUCCUGGUGGGAGCACCCCCGUGGAUGUGGGCCAGCCAUUCACGCCCGACAUGUUUGUAGACGUGCUCCAUCGGUUCAGCCCCCAGACGCCGCAGCGUGGCUUGCGCAGGGCCAGGCAGGAGGAUGCGCAGGAGUUCCUGAGCUACGUCAUGGACCGCAUGCACGAGGAGCUGCUCAAGCUGGAGGCCGCCCCCGCGGAGGCGCCCCCCGCCAGGGUGCCCAACGGGCCGCUGCCCAACGGGGCAGCCGCAGCAGCGGGCGGGCCGGGCGAGGGAGACGACGAGUGGGAGACAGUGGGGCCCAAGAACAAGAGCGCAGUCACGAGGAUGCACACGCACGCGGAGUCGGCACUCAGCAGCAUCUUUGGGGGGUCGCUGCAGAGUCUGGUCAAGACAAAAGGGAGCAAGGCGAGCGCGACGGUGCAGCCGUUCACGAUUGUGCCGCUGGACAUUGCGGCGGAGGUGGUGCGCAGCGUGGAGGACGCGCUGCAGCUGUUUGCCGCGCCCGAGACGCUGGACGGCUACCGGGCGCCCAACAAGACGGAGGUGGCGGCCAGCAAGCUGCUCAAGAUUGCCACGCUGCCGCGCGUGCUCGUGCUGCACCUCAUGCGCUUCAGCUUCUCGGGCGAGCGCGGGUCGUCCAAGGUGCACAAGCCCGUCAAAUUCCCGCCCACGCUGACCAUCCCCGUCAAGCUGCUCACCUCGCCGCCCGCGCCAGCAGAGAUCCGGCGGUACGAGCUUGUUGCAACGGUGUCUCACAUUGGGAAGGACCCGUCUGGCGGUCACUACACGGCGGACGCCCGGCAGGAAGACGGGCGGUGGCUGCGUUUUGACGACAGCACGGUUUCAGUAGUGAGCCUGAACAGAGUGCUUCAUGAUCAAGCGUACCUGCUACUAUACAAGCGAGUUGUCCAAUAAUUCGAAUGAACGUGGGGUAGCGUCAUGCGCUAGAAGUAGGUCGCUAGAAAUCUAAUUUCUUUAGCAGGAUGGUUGUGCAAUGCCGGUCCACUGUUUGCUUCGACAACAUUUUUGGAUGACGAAGCCCAGGAAGAAGAUGCAAACACAGAAGCGAUUUGUGAUGUCCGAGUCCUUUGCGCCGGCAAACGGUUACCUGCUGAUGUCCCAUGCGGUUGUUAAAUUUCUGAUUGGUUUUCUUCUUUGCAACUACUUCCGAC